This is a messenger RNA of Symphalangus syndactylus (siamang), 3056 nucleotides long. It is a transcript of the gene MTCH1, whose product is annotated as mitochondrial carrier 1. The record is from RefSeq and is a predicted model, not a curated record. NCBI's taxonomy places the organism in Eukaryota, Metazoa, Chordata, Mammalia, Primates, Hylobatidae. Gene Ontology annotation, cellular component: mitochondrion; membrane. Gene Ontology annotation, biological process: positive regulation of apoptotic process.
GGUGAGGGGCGUGGCCUCCGUCACGUGACGGAGAGUGACCUCGCCGCCGUGCGCCAUGGGAGCUCUGGACCCGGAAGUGGCGCCCUGGGCUCGCGGCGGUGCCGCGGGGAUGGCGGGAGCCGGAGCUGGAGCCGGAGCUCGCGGCGGAGCGGCGGCGGGGGUCGAGGCUCGAGCUCGCGAUCCACCGCCCGCGCACCGCGCACAUCCUCGCCACCCUCGGCCUGCGGCUCAGCCCUCGGCCCGCAGGAUGGACGGCGGGUCAGGGGGCCUGGGGUCUGGGGACAACGCCCCGACGACGGAGGCUCUUUUCGUGGCACUGGGCGCCGGCGUGACGGCGCUCAGCCAUCCCCUUCUCUACGUGAAGCUGCUCAUCCAGGUGGGUCAUGAGCCGAUGCCCCCCACCCUUGGGACCAAUGUGCUGGGGAGGAAGGUCCUCUAUCUGCCGAGCUUCUUCACCUACGCCAAGUACAUCGUGCAAGUGGAUGGUAAGAUAGGGCUGUUCCGAGGCCUGAGUCCCCGGCUGAUGUCCAACGCCCUCUCUACUGUGACUCGGGGUAGCAUGAAGAAGGUUUUCCCUCCAGAUGAGAUUGAGCAGGUUUCCAACAAGGAUGAUAUGAAGACUUCCCUGAAGAAAGUUGUGAAGGAGACCUCCUACGAGAUGGUGAUGCAGUGUGUGUCCCGCAUGUUGGCCCACCCCCUGCAUGUCAUCUCAAUGCGCUGCAUGGUCCAGUUUGUGGGACGGGAGGCCAAGUACAGUGGUGUGCUGAGCUCCAUUGGGAAGAUUUUCAAAGAGGAAGGGCUGCUGGGAUUCUUUGUUGGAUUAAUCCCUCACCUCCUGGGCGAUGUGGUUUUCUUGUGGGGCUGUAACCUGCUGGCCCACUUCAUCAAUGCCUACCUGGUGGAUGACAGCGUGAGUGACACCCCAGGGGGGCUGGGAAACGACCAGAAUCCAGGUUCCCAGUUCAGCCAGGCCCUGGCCAUCCGGAGCUAUACCAAGUUCGUGAUGGGGAUUGCAGUGAGCAUGCUGACCUACCCCUUCCUGCUAGUUGGCGACCUCAUGGCUGUGAACAACUGCGGGCUGCAAGCUGGGCUGCCCCCUUACUCCCCGGUGUUCAAAUCCUGGAUUCACUGCUGGAAGUACCUGAGUGUGCAGGUGAGCAGGCACUGGACAGAGGAGGCCUUUCCUGUUCUUUGCUACGUCCUUCAGCUGAAAUGGUUUUGUGGAUGCUUCAUUGCGUGCAAAGAUAAGUGGUUUUGUGGAAUCUAAUAUUGUGAGGAGAUACUUGGUAUCUAUAAGGCAUUUAAGUUAAGUUUUCAUCUUACCUAAUUUCAGAAAGGAUUUGAGGUGGCUAAGUGUGGGUUCAUUUUAAGAUUAUACAUCAGACAAGACCUUUUCUUCUUUGAGUCUUAAAGACUCUUAAGAUAAGGAUAAGAGAACUCUGGUCCAGGUGGCAGGUGGUAAAGCCCAAGAACUGCUUCUCCUUCAAGUAACAUGGGCUGAAAAUUCGAGGUCUGUAACCAGUUGAGCUGAGUUCCUGGGUUGUUAGGGUGGCUGGCAUUGGAAACCCACUCCUCCCUCCUGCAGGACAUUCCUGGGCCCAGGAGAGCCUGUGGGUGGGGCUGGGCCAUGUGGGGACCUGGCAGCAGUACCAGCCUUGGGUUCUCAUGUUCUGUACCGAAGCUACCUCUCCCUGGCUGGAGCUCUUGGGCCCAGCAGUCAGGGGUCCAGGCUCUGGCCAAGGGCAGAACCUUGCCUUUUCCUGGCCUUGCUUUGCCUCGCAGUGAAAUGGGGCAGUGGCCUGGAGGCAGCCAGAGCCCUGACUGGCCUCAAGGCUGAGAAGAGGACAGAUGGGAGGGAAGCAGGGAGGAGAGCCACAGUUCUUCCCAGUGGCCCUGGUCAGCGUGUGUCUCGUCCUCCCUAUGAGCAUUGAAAGAGUCCUAGACCACUUGGGCUCUGAAGCAAGAGGGGCAGUGAGCCUGCUCUCUCGGGCUCUCCUACAGAGUAGCCCCAAAGACACCCCUGGGCGGGAAAUGAACCGCUCCCUUCUGCUUCAACACAGGCAGAUUCUGCCCUCCAGGGAUGUAGGCCGAGGCCGUCCACCCCGGAGCUGGGUCUUUGAGCUCCUGGACCCUUCUUUGCCUGACACUGGCCUUCCUCUCGGAGGGACAAGGAAGCAUGGCCUCCCUUUCACUCACCCUACUUUUCCUUCUGGUCCAGGGCCAGCUCUUCCGAGGCUCCAGCCUGCUUUUCCGCCGGGUGUCAUCAGGAUCAUGCUUCGCCCUGGAGUAACCUGAAUCAUCUAAAAAACACGGUCUCGACCUGGCCACCAUGGGUGAGGCCUGACCACCUUGGGACACCUGCAAGAUGACUCCAACCCAACAACAACCAGAUGUGCUCCAGCCCAGCCAGGCUUCAGUUCCAUAUUUGCCAUUUGUCUGUCCAGAUGUGGGGUUGAGCGGGGGUGGGGCUGCACCCAGUGGAUUGGGUCACCUGGCAGACCUAGGGAAGGUGAGGCGAGGUGGGGAGUUGGCAGAAUCCCCAUACCUCGCAGAUUUGCCCAGUCUGUCUUGUGCAGACGGCCAGAGAAUGGCUUAUGGGGACCCAGGUUGGAUGGGGAAAGGCUAAUGGGGUCAGACCCCACCCCGUCUACCCCUCCAGUCAGCCCAGCGCCCAUCCUGCAGCUCAGCUGGGAGCAUCAUUCUCCUGCUUUGUACAUAGGGUGUGGUCCCCUGGCACAUGGCCACCAUCAUGUCUAGGCCUGUGCUGGGAAGCAAACGGCCAGGGUCUGCCUGUGUUUUUCUCAACACUACUUUUCUGAUAUGAGGGCAGCACCUGCCUCUGAAUGGGAAAUCAUGCAACUACUCAGAAUGUGUUGCAACUACUCAUCUAAUGCUCAUCUGUUUAAUGGUGACGCCUCGCAUACAGGAUCUGGUUACCUGUGCAGUUGUGAAUACUCAGAGGUUGGGCAGAUCAGUGUCUCUAGUCCUACCCAGUUUUAAAGUUCAUGGUAAGAUUUGACCUCAUCUCCCGCAAAUAAAUGUAUUGGUGAUUUGGA